Dichotomopilus funicola is the source of this 1125-nucleotide messenger RNA. RefSeq lists its product as uncharacterized. NCBI's taxonomy places the organism in Eukaryota, Fungi, Ascomycota, Sordariomycetes, Sordariales, Chaetomiaceae. The coding region runs from base 1 to 1125 and encodes 374 amino acids. The record is from RefSeq and is a predicted model, not a curated record. Gene Ontology annotation, molecular function: 4-hydroxy-tetrahydrodipicolinate synthase activity. The transcript has a single exon.
AUGUCUCCCCACAACGACGCACCUUCUCCCAGCGGCAGCUACACCGCUGGCUUCAACAGGAUGCAGUUCAACUCCCACCUUGUGACAGGACAUCUCUCGGCCAUGGAGCCUCACUCCCCACUCAGCAGCUCUUUCAGCACCACUUCCGAUUCCACAGACUUCCACAUGGAUCGGCCACUAGUACCAGGCGUCUAUGUGCCCACCAUGUGCUUCUUCGAAGAGGGCACGGAAGACGUUGACACCGAGACCAUUGCCCGGCACGCCGUGCGCCUGGCUCGCGCUGGUGUCACCGGUCUCGCCACCCAAGGCUCCAACGGUGAAGCCGUCCACCUCACGCACGCGGAACGCCAACUCGUCACCGCGACGACCCGCAAGGCGCUGAACGAAUCCGGACACGCACACAUCCCCAUCAUUGUUGGAUGCGGCUCGCAGUCCACGCGCGAGGCUAUCCAGCUCUGCCGCGAGGCCUGGGAAGCCGGCGGCGAUUACGCCCUCGUCCUGCCCCCAUCGUACUACGCCUCGCUCUUUGCGCCCGCCUCAGAGACCAUCAUCUCCUACUUCACCGCCGUGGCCGAUGCCUCCCCUAUCCCGCUCAUCAUCUACAACUUCCCAGGCGCCGUUGGGGGGAUGGAUCUCUCCUCCGACGUCAUCCUCAGCCUCGCUGAACACCCCAACAUCGUCGGCGUCAAGCUGACUUGCGGCAACACCGGCAAGCUCAACCGCGUAGCAGCUGCCACGCGAAAGCGUGCGGGCGCGGCUUACAACCCAGCCAAGCCGGACUUCCUCGUCCUCGCGGGCUCGGCCGAUUUCACACUGCAAUCGCUUGUCGCGGGCGGGCAUGGCAUUCUCGCGGGGCUGGCCAACAUCGCGCCCAAGGCGUGCAUCAAGACGAUGGAGCUGUACGCGCAGGGGAAGACGGCCGAGGCCCAGGGCAUGCAGGAUAUUGUUGCGGAAGGCGACUGGACCGCCAUUCAAGGCGGCGUCGUUGGCGUCAAAUCUGGACUGCAAGGAUGGAUGGGCUAUGGCGGUGUUGCGCGCAGCCCACUGCCGCGCCCGAGCGGGGAGCAGGCGAAGAAGUGGAAGGAGGGCUUCCGGGACCUGGUCAUGCUUGAGAAAAGCCUCUGA